Messenger RNA from Plasmodium adleri (nom. inval.), 801 nucleotides. RefSeq names its product superoxide dismutase [Fe]. The record is from RefSeq and is a predicted model, not a curated record. Gene Ontology annotation, molecular function: superoxide dismutase activity; metal ion binding. Lineage: Eukaryota; Apicomplexa; Aconoidasida; Haemosporida; Plasmodiidae. The coding region runs from base 1 to 801 and encodes 266 amino acids. Gene Ontology annotation, biological process: superoxide metabolic process. The transcript is spliced from 9 exons.
AUGAAUUUUAAGAUUUUCCUUUCUUUGUCAAUUUUUUUGUUUUUUUUAAAACCAAAUGUUCCCAAAGGUGUUUAUGGGUUGAAAAAUGUAUGCAAAUUAAAUUUUUUAAAUUUUAAUGGUUUUCUUCCUCUACAUAAAACUAAUAAAUGUUUUUCUAAGCAUGAUGAAAAUUUAUAUGAUAGUUGGGAUGUUAAGCCAUUAUGGAAUGCUAAACCAUUUUCUUUAAUGAAAUUGCCCUUUAACCCUCAAGAUAUGUCCCCUUUUUUGAGUGAGGAAGCUAUAAAAUAUCAUUACAGCAAACACCAUGCUACAUAUGUGAAGAACUUAAAUAAUUUAUCUGAGCAACAUAAGGAUUUAAAAAGUUUAACAUUAGAAGACAUAAUAAAAAAGUAUGAUGGAUCUAUAUACAAUAAUGCAGCUCAAAUUUUUAACCACAAUUUCUUUUGGCUAGGAUUAAAAGAACAAGGGGGAGGAAUGCCAUAUGGUGAAAUAAAAGAAAAACUUGAUGAAUCCUUUAAUUCAUUUGAAAAUUUUAAAAACGAAUUCGUAAAGCAAGCAUCAGGUCAUUUUGGAAGUGGGUGGAUAUGGUUAAUAAUAAAAGAUAGAAAAUUAGAGAUUUUUCAAGGACAUGAUGCUGAUAGUCCUAUUAAACAAAAUAUUGGAAAACCCAUAUUAACAUUAGAUAUAUGGGAACAUUCUUAUUAUGUGGAUUAUAAAAACUCGAGAGCUGAUUAUAUAAAAGAAUGGUUUAAUAAAAUAAAUUGGGAUUUUGCCAAUUAUAAUUUGUCCAUUUCAAAUUAA